AUGUCUGCCUUUGAUCAGAGGAACCAGAGCAUGCAGCACACAGAGCCUGAGACAGACUACAUCACCCCUCGGGUGAAGCCAAGGGGUGAGAUGUUUGUCUUUUUUGAUGGGAAGUGGGUGAAUGACAUCUUCUCCCAGCCACCCUUUCCUUCCCACCAGAAACUCUUUAACAAGAAGGCACAGAAUGAGUGGAGCAUCUGGGAGGAGAACAGAGCACUCUGGCAGGAAAACCGAGUCCUCUGGAUCAAAAACAGGAUGCUCUGGGAAGAAAACAAGGCCCUACAAUAUCUCCAGUCACAGAACAAAUCUGUCCAGGUAAUUUAUACUGACGCUAUUCAAAGCCUCAAGAACAAAAAUAAGCCAUUUCCAUUCUUCCAAGAGAGGAGCAGAGGAUUUCAGUUCAGCUCAGGCAAAAAAGCUCUUCAGACAGUCCAGGAAAAGAAUAAAAUCUUUGAGGAUUUCCAGCAGGAGAAUAAAGCACUCCCUGUUACCUGGAAAGGCCAAAAAGCCAUCACUGUGCAUGAAGAGAGUAAAGAUGCCAGCUCAGAUCUUCAGAAGAACCCCGAUACCAUUGCAGCUGUGGAAAAAGGCCCAGUCUCCCAGCAGAAACAUGAAGGUAAAAGGAAGAGCACUGCUCCAACUCAGAAUAAGGCUGAGUCUGCCCCAAGGAUGCCGGGAGAGCAUGAGAUCCUCUGGGUUCUCCAGGACUUACGUGAGCUCCUCCACACCUUCCUGAAAAUGAACCAUCCUCCUGGGGAGAAACAGUGCUGUCACAAACUCUAUGAUGUGAGCAGUACCUUCCAAGAAGAUUACAAUAAACUGAAGCUGCAGCUGAAUGCUGUGAAGAACACUGUGUUGGACAUUACAGCUCAAAUGGAUAUGCUGGAAAAGGAGAUCAUUGCUAUUACUUCCCCAGUGUAUGAAGAAGCAGGGCAGAAGCAGGCAACUGAGCAUCAGCUUGGAGAUAUGUGA
Molecule: messenger RNA, 972 nt
Organism: Cinclus cinclus
Lineage: Eukaryota; Metazoa; Chordata; Aves; Passeriformes; Cinclidae
Gene: CBY2
Product: chibby family member 2
Exons: 1
Coding region: 1-972 (323 amino acids)
Source: RefSeq, a predicted model, not a curated record